AUGUCUCCAAACGGACAAUCUUACAUUCUCUCUACCAACGCACAGAGUUUGGCAAACUAUCCGCAUGCUCGCAAAGCCAAUGGCUUUCUCUUUAUUUCUGGCAUCUCUUCUCGUCGUCUAGAUAACACUUGGGAAGGUGUGAACAAGUUACCAGAUGGUUCGAUGCAUUUGGAUAUCAAAAGCCAAACCCGAGGAGUUAUCAACAAUCUGGAUGCUAUUCUUAGGGCUACUGGAGCAAGUCUAGCCAAUGUUCUUGAUCUUACUGUAUUCCUUAUUGAUAUGAAAUAUUAUGACGAGUUUAAUUCAGUCUAUAAUGAGUUUUUCAAUGCAGAACAUGGACCGACACGAACAACUGUAGCAGUAAAGCAACUUCCCAAUCCAAACUUGCUGAUUGAGAUCAAGGCAGUCGCACUUGCAAACGAGUAA
Batrachochytrium dendrobatidis JAM81 is the source of this 426-nucleotide messenger RNA. RefSeq lists its product as uncharacterized. Gene Ontology annotation, cellular component: mitochondrion; cytosol. The transcript has 4 exons. The coding region runs from base 1 to 426 and encodes 141 amino acids. Gene Ontology annotation, molecular function: deaminase activity. NCBI's taxonomy places the organism in Eukaryota, Fungi, Chytridiomycota, Chytridiomycetes, Rhizophydiales. The record is from RefSeq and is a predicted model, not a curated record.